GUUGUCAGAAUUCCCCCAGACGCAGCGGCUGCCGGGGAAGGGGAAUUGUGCGGCCCUAGGUCGCCUUUGCCCCGGUGGUGGUGGUGGGCUCCGGGUGGGCUCGCUCAGCCCCUGCUGCAAUGCAUCCGCGGCGCCCGGACGGAUUCGAUGGCCUGGGCUACCGGGGUGGUGGCCGGGACGAGCAGGGAUUUGGUGGCGCUUUCCCUGCCAGGUCCUUCACCUCCGGGUCGGACCUAGGCCACUGGGUGACUACUCCCCCAGACAUCCCCGGCAGCCGCAACCUGCACUGGGGAGAGAAAAGCCCGCCCUAYGGCGUGCCCUCCGCCUCCACCCCGCACGAGGGCCCCGCGGAGGAACCCUUUCCCGGCGGCUGCAGUACCAGCGUGCAGGGGCAAAGCACUGAACAGUUGAAUAGAUUCGCUGGAUUUGGUAUUGGACUUGCAAGUCUCUUUACAGAAAAUGUACUGGCCCAUCCUUGCAUUGUUCUACGCCGCCAAUGUCAGGUUAAUUACCAUGCUCGGCAUUAUCAUCUCACACCAUUUACAAUCAUCAACAUUAUGUACAGCUUCAAUAAAACUCAGGGACCAAGAGCCCUAUGGAAAGGAAUGGGAAGUACGUUUAUUGUACAGGGAGUCACACUUGGAGCAGAAGGCAUAAUUAGUGAAUUUACACCUUUGCCAAGGGAGAUUUCACAUAAAUGGAAUCCCAAACAAAUAGGUGAACACCUUCUACUGAAAUCCCUAACUUAUAUGGUGGCAAUGCCUUUUUAUUCAGCAAGUUUAAUUGAAACUGUACAGAGUGAGAUAAUUCGAGAUAACACUGGGAUUUUGGAAUGUGUAAAAGAAGGAAUUGGAAGAGUGAUAGGUUUGGGAGUGCCUCAUAGCAAACGACUCCUUCCACUUCUUUCCCUGGUCUUCCCUACGGUGCUGCAUGGAGUUCUUCAUUACAUCAUCAGCUCGAUCAUUCAGAAGUUUGUCCUGCUAAUUCUAAAGAGAAAGACUUACAAUAACCACUUAGCUGAGAGCACUAGCCCUGUGCAGAGUAUGUUGGAUGCUUAUUUUCCAGAACUUAUUGCUAAUUUUGCUGCCAGUCUUUGCUCUGACAUUAUACUUUACCCAUUGGAAACAGUUUUACACCGCCUUCACAUUCAAGGAACACGCACGAUAAUUGACAAUACAGACCUUGGCUACGAAGUACUUCCAAUUAAUACACAGUAUGAGGGAAUGAGAGACUGUAUCAAUACCAUAAAGCAGGAGGAAGGAAUGCUUGGCUUUUAUAAAGGGUUUGGUGCUGUUAUAAUACAGUACACACUGCAUGCAGCUGUCUUACAGAUUACCAAAAUUAUUUACUCAACACUUCUUCAAAAUAGCAUUUGAGAUUUAGGUUCUAUCACUGGUUAGUAUAAAAGACCCAAUCUGGAUAAUUUGCUAUGAAAUUAUGAAGGAUAAAAGUGAGAUACUGGGGGGAAAAUGGACUGGAAAAUGAAA
Molecule: messenger RNA, 1487 nt
Organism: Urocitellus parryii (Arctic ground squirrel)
Lineage: Eukaryota; Metazoa; Chordata; Mammalia; Rodentia; Sciuridae
Gene: Slc25a46
Product: solute carrier family 25 member 46
Biological process (GO): axon development; mitochondrial membrane fission; mitochondrial fission
Cellular component (GO): mitochondrial outer membrane
Source: RefSeq, a predicted model, not a curated record